GCUCUGGCUCAAAAGGUACAACAUUACCUAGUUUUGCAGAAACGGUGUUAUUGUCCCUAUGCCCACUGUAAUGAAGACUGUUCUUGCCGAACGUAGAUUGAGACCUACAGUGUAUAAUGCUGCACUGUAAAAACCACUAUCUGGCGCAUGUUAUCGGGCAUUGCUUCUAUAGUUUAUGUCCUCCUUGUGUAUGUAUGUAUGUACCAAGGGCUCUGGAGUUCAUCUGUGUGUUUCUGGAGAGUGCGGUGGGAGGGGAGGAGGAUCUGGUCAAGUGUGCCAACAAGGCUUAUGACGAGUCCCUCAGGAAGUACCAUGGCUGGAUUGUCAAAGGCAUCUUCAGUGUUGCAGUACGAGCCGUGCCAUAUCACAAGGACUUUGUGACAGCACUCAAGAAAGAUGCAAGUGUGAGCAGCGAGACGUUGUACGGUGACAUGCAGGCCGCCCUGACACCACUUAGGGAGACCAUCAAUGAGCUCAACAGGCUGGCGUGUCAGUGCAAUGUAGUAGGUAGGAUGGCGGGAGAAGACGAGAGGUUGGCAGACACCCCGUGGUGGAAGGAAGGGGGUGCUGACGAUCUGGAUGAAUCGCUAACGUACCCACCAGAACUCCUGGGCACAAGCUGGGGCUCUUACCUCGCCAGCUUGCCGCCCACGGCUCUUCCGGUUGGGAGGAAGGUAGUUCUAGCCGGGAAAGACGAACGAACGGCCACCCAGAACGGGGAUAAACACGGUACGUCGCCUCUAAGAGGCUCCCCAAGAAGAAGUACUCUUCGGAAGAAGGACAGUUCAACUCCUGCGGAACCGGUCGCGGGGACUCGACGGUCCCAGCCCCACCCACAUUCCCUCCAGCGGCUUUCCACAGCUCUGCAACGGGCAUUGCACUCGCUGGUCUCCUGCGGAAUCGAUGCCUCUCCUCUUUCCCGUGCUUCAGCCGCAGUAAACGAGUUCCAGACGCAGCAGGGAGGUAGCAGUGGGAUUGUUGUGACAUCAGCAACAGAAAUGACCGUGGAAGAGACUGUACUGGAGGCUCUGGCGUGUCAGGCCAAGAUUAUAGAGGAGCAUGCCAUGUCGCUAAAGCACACUGCUGCAGUCCUAACUAGGAACCAGAAACAGUUUGCUAAGGAUCAACUGGACAUGCAGCAAACGAUCGAGGCAGCUUUCUCACAAAUUGUGGCACAACAGAAACUCUUGGAGGAAAGGAAAGAUGCAUUCAUUAAGGAGGACACUUUAUAUCACCAGAAACAGAAAACAUAUACAGUGGGCCUAAGGGAAGGCCAGCACAGACUAGCUCUGAUGCAGACACGGAAAGAUCACUCAAGACUGGAAAAGGCUCUUUUACAGCAGCAGAGAGACCUCAGGAGACUCGAGGAAGCCUACAAGAUCACAAAAGCAGAGCUCGCUGCAGACCAGUACAAUUCCAAGGAGUUAUACAAGAAAACAGCUAAAUCAGAUAUUUCCAGGUCCUGGCACAGGAGAGUUUUUGGGCUGCAAGAUAAAUUUCACAAGCACAACAAAGAACUGCAGAAGUUGGUGGAUCAACUGGAGGCCAGCAGACGAGGGAUUGGCAGAGACUGGAUCAAGACUCAGAGCCAGUGAGAGGGAGGCCCGGGUCCCUGUCACCUCUCACAGCCCAGCUGUUGGCUCUUCACUUCACCUCCCUUGCAUCAGCUCAACAUUAAGAAAUCAGAAGAAAGCUGCCUCAUCAACUCAAACCUCACUGCCUCUAAUAAACACGCAUGGACUUCAUAAACCAAGACCUCGUGGACAGGACAAGAAAAGUGGAAACCUCUCUUGCUCAGAGCUAAUGGAGUUAGCUCACUUCAGGAGCCCCAAGGUAGCCAGAGAGGUCAUGAACUGGCUAGAAAAAGAGGGUGCGAUUUCAGAUGAAUAAUGAUGCCAGUCUCUCUUGAUUAAUGAUUUUGAAGAAGAAUAAAUGAUGACAUACAGUAUAGCUAUCAGUAGACAUGCACCAUUCCGUAGAGAAAUGUCCACAGCAGGACGUAAGUGAAUAAUCCACCCAGCACUCCAUUAAACCAGACGGAAGAGCUGGACUGGAAAUACUUCGUAGAAUUUCGACCAGCCUUCACGGCCAACAUCACAGAUAGGAAAACAGAGUAGGCGAAGUAGAAGAGAAAGCCGUAGAGUCCGGUUAACCCCAGGACACCGGCAGUGGCUCCUCCUAUGACCGCCCCAGAGGUGCGACAGUAGUCCACUAUGGCUGCAUUGCGUUUGAUGGCGCUGUCGUUGUAUACAGUCUCCUUCAGUCCCCCCAUAGCAGCACCGCUGCACGUUUAGAGUUCAAGGUU
Geodia barretti is the source of this 2305-nucleotide messenger RNA. The record is from the annotation of a GenBank genome assembly. Lineage: Eukaryota; Metazoa; Porifera; Demospongiae; Tetractinellida; Geodiidae.